Molecule: messenger RNA, 2634 nt
Organism: Paramisgurnus dabryanus
Lineage: Eukaryota; Metazoa; Chordata; Actinopteri; Cypriniformes; Cobitidae
Gene: entpd8
Product: ectonucleoside triphosphate diphosphohydrolase 8
Biological process (GO): nucleoside diphosphate catabolic process
Cellular component (GO): plasma membrane
Molecular function (GO): GDP phosphatase activity; ribonucleoside triphosphate phosphatase activity; UDP phosphatase activity
Source: RefSeq, a predicted model, not a curated record
UAUCUCUGUUAGUGUGUUGUGCGUGUGUAUAUAUACUUUGGCAGUCGGAUUACAGCUUCAGUUCCCAAACGCCUCAACUGGAGUAAAGGUGUGGAGGUAUCUACAUUUUGUGACUUCACCCGUUCCCAUUUAAGUGCACAAAGGAGUUUGUUUAUACAGAAAACAAACCUAGGACAGAUAUCAUAGAUAUGGGAAUGCAGAUGAAGCCGAUUUUCUUGGGUGUAGCGUUCGCAGCUGUAGCUUGCACGACCAUCAUCGCUCUAAUUCUGUCUCUUGUUAAUCGUAAGACGUUGGAUCAGCAGUACUCAACACAGUAUGGGAUUGUGUUUGAUGCCGGCUCCAGUCACACAGCCCUUUUCCUGUACCAGUGGCCGGGGAACAAAGAUAACAGCACAGGAAUAGUUUCUCAAAAGCUGAGCUGUGAUGUAGACGGUGGCGGCAUAUCCAGUUAUGUCCAGAAUCCUCCUGCGGCCGGAGAAAGUCUUAAGAAAUGCUUAGAUGUUGCCAAAGCCGCUAUACCAGCAGAAGUGCAGAAGGCCACACCUGUAUAUCUUGGUGCCACUGCCGGCAUGCGACUUCUCAACUUACAAAACCAGAGUCAGGCCGACUCCAUCCUUGCAGAGGUCACCAAAACAAUCCAAAGUUAUUCUUUUGAUUUCCGAGGGGCCAGAAUACUCAAUGGGAUGGAGGAGGGGGCUUUUGGCUGGAUAACCAUCAACUACCUCUUAGAGAGAUUUAUCAAGCACACAUUUGAGGGAAACUGGGUCCACCCCAAUGCGGCUCAAAUCAUUGGCGCUCUCGAUCUGGGUGGUGCAUCGACUCAAAUCUCAUUCAUCCCAAAUAACUCAGUGAAAGUCCCAGAAUCAGCAUAUAAUCUGCAGCUGUACGGGUACAAGUAUGAGGUGUACACACACAGUUAUCUGUGCUAUGGUCAAGACCAGGCUCUGAGGAAACUUCAAGUCUAUCUACACAAGACUGCUGGUUCAUCAUCUGUCAGUCACCCAUGCUAUCAUACAGGAUAUAACCUCAGUGUAACUCAGGCUGACCUAUACAACUCCCCAUGUGUGGACAAACCAGACAAUUAUGUCCCUACGGCUGUUAUCACUUUAUCAGGGACCGGUAAUUCCACCCUCUGUCUUUCUCUAAUGGAAAAUAUUAUAAAUGUGUCCGACUGCGCAUUUUCUCCAGAUUGUGGCUUUAAUGGUGUUUAUCAGCCUCCCGUCAAUGGGGAAUUCUUUGCUUUUUCUGCAUACUUUUACACCUUUGAAUUUCUCGGCCUUAUCCCGAAAGCUCCGCUGAGUCAGGUUCUUUCCAGUAUAGACACUCACUGCGGCAAACCCUGGAACACUCUUUCUGGUCAAUAUCCAACCAUUAAGCCAAAAUAUCUGAAAGACUACUGUGCUUCUGGUCAUUAUAUAAUGACUAUUCUCCUGAAAGGAUACAAGUUCAAUAACACUUGGGAUAAAAUCUCCUUUGUAAAACAGGUGGCAGACACAGAAAUUGGUUGGACAUUGGGCUACAUGCUAAACCUUACCAACCUGAUUCCUUCUGAACUUCCCAAAGCAGCGACAGGGGUGCCACACAGUCAAUGGAUCGCUCAGAUUUUCUUCAUCGUAUUGGCCCUCUUCAUCAGUCUACUUAUUAUCAUUUUCAUGUUUGUUAACAAUUCAAAGCACUAAGUCGUGUGUGUCAUGGGUGCGUGCAAUAAUAUUUGUGACCCUGUUUGUGGCAACACAGCUAAAGUCAUUGUUGUGAUUUACAUAAAAUUUUCCUUCAAAAGAACAUUCUGUUAAAAUAUAAUGUUAAUAUCUUUACCAUUGACUGAGUAAGGUCAUGUCAAAAAUUCAAAUUAAAGUGUUUGAAAUCAAACUCUGAUGCUCCUCAUCUCAUAAUUAGAUUAUGAGACUUUUACCUAAAUUUGACAGACAGGGUCACAUUUAUCAUGUUACAGACAUGACCUCUUUUACAAAACCAACUCUUUUGACUGCAGAAUGAUGUUAGUUUCUCUGCACAAAGAAGAAAAGACCUCACAAACAGCUAAAUAUUGUUGCUGUAGAUCUUGGAUGAAUUAAUGAUACGUGUUUGUUGUAAAAAAAUGCCUUAAAUUUUUUAAUUUAUUCAAAUUGACUGUGUGAAUUCUAUGUUGGGUUAUUUUCAACCCAGAAUUGGGCCAAAAAGGGACAAACCCAGCUGUUGGGUUAAUUUAACUGUGAAAUGUUUAUAUUUGACCCAACAAUGGGUUAAAACCCCCCAGUAUGGGUUAAAUUACAAUCAACCUUUGUACAACACACUUUACCUUAUAAGAUUAAGUUGAGCAAUUUCAACUUGUUUUUACGAGUGGCUGUAACUACUUAAACAAGUUGAAAUAGCUAAACCUAAUUUGAUAAGUACAUUUAAAUAAGUAAAUAUGACUUACACAGUCGAUUUAAAUAAACAAUUUUUUUUGUUGUUGUUUCUUUGGUUUACUAAGAUUAGCCUAAAAUGUGACUCCUGUGAUAGGAUUAAGUUAACUUGGGUUAAGGUGGUUAUUUAUGUAUUGUCUUUGUUUGGAUGUUUGACCAGUUAUCCCUCAAUGAUCUAUUCUGUACUUGCUUAUGUGACGUCAUGAAUUAAAAUCUUGUUUUUAUAAACUCA